Messenger RNA from Nelumbo nucifera (sacred lotus), 1882 nucleotides. RefSeq names its product putative WRKY transcription factor 41. The record is from RefSeq and is a predicted model, not a curated record. Gene Ontology annotation, molecular function: DNA-binding transcription factor activity; transcription cis-regulatory region binding. Lineage: Eukaryota; Viridiplantae; Streptophyta; Magnoliopsida; Proteales; Nelumbonaceae. Gene Ontology annotation, cellular component: nucleus. Gene Ontology annotation, biological process: regulation of DNA-templated transcription.
UCCUUUAAAUAUAACCCCUCCACCUCUCGCGUCCUUCAGGCUUUAACAUCCCUUGUUCGUUUAUCACUCUUCACCUCCUCUUUCUUGCACUCUCUUACCUGUAAACGUUCGAACUGAAAAGAAGACAGAUACCCAAUUCCUCGAAUUCAAAUUUUUGGGCCUUUUGUUUCGUCUUAGCCCAUAAUUUUGAUUCUCUUUUCUCUGAGUUUAUUUACUAGGCUCUGCAGCUAAACUCUUAUGGAAUUUUAGCGCUUAUACCUUGUGUUUGGUAGCCCUGCUCAAGAUUGUUCGUCUCAUAGCGCAAAAAGAAAACAAUAGGAAAGGGAAGUUGGAAGGUUUCUCCUUCUUCGUGUAAUCUUGAGCAGAGCAGCUACUUUCAUGUCCGUAGCUUCUGAUUGCGCGUGCCCUACAGGCUGCAGCUUCAUCCCCUUCUUACUUGUUCUUCUUCUUGCCAAUUUGUCAAAUUCUGCUUCUUUCACAUCUCAACGUGUCUGAGUAUUCUCCUUCAUUCGUAACAUGAAUUAAGCAUUUUUAACAGUUUAUCGGCGAUCCUCCCUGCUCCUGAUAGGUAGCGCUGAAAAAUUCGAAACGGUUUAGCAAUGGAGAAGGUGGGAGAAUGGGAUAAAAAUGGUUUGCUCAAUGAGCUGAUGCAAGGGAGGGAGAUAGCGAGGCAGCUCCACAUCCUACUGGACCCAUCUUCCUCGGCGGAGAAGCGCCAGUUUUUAGUACAAAAGGCACAAUCUUGUUUUGAGAGAGCACUGGCGAUAUUGAAAUGGAAUGGGGUGGUGGAGACAAAGCCCCAGUCAGUGGGAAUUGUGGCCGCCAUGUCCGACUCCCCGCGCUCUGACAGCGGAAGUCACAGGAGCAAUGAUUCGGACCAGGAGCGCAGAGACAUGAGUAAGAAGAGAAAGAUGGAACCCCGAUGGACGGAACAGGUACGCGUUUGUUCAGGAACAAGACUCGAAGGGCCUGUAGACGAUGGUUAUAGCUGGAGGAAGUAUGGACAGAAAGACAUCCUUGGAGCUAAACAUCCAAGAGGCUAUUACCGGUGCGCUUACCGUAACCUCCAAGGCUGUUUGGCCAUAAAGCAAGUUCAGAGAUCAGAUGAAGACCCAUCUGUCUUCCACAUCACCUACAGAGGAAAGCACACUUGUAACCAGGCAUCCCAUCUAGUUCCAGCCUCGGCAUCUUCAGAGAAACCAGAGCCAAAACAGAAUCAACAACAUCAUCUUCAUCAACCCCAACAACAACAACCUAACCCACAAAAUCAUUCACAGGGAAUCCUCAACUUUCGGACGGGACUCAAGGUCCAAACCGAGGACCUGGACAAUGGGGAGUUGAUAUCUUCUUCCUUUUCCUUCCCUUCGGAAACCAUUGGAUUUGGAUUCGCAACAACUGAAGACCACAUCUUCUCGCCUUCGACACUCGACAACAACUUCGUCGGCAGCUUUUCCCCUCCUUUCAUAUCCCCAACAACAUCUGAAUCCAACUACUUCCCCGUGUCUCCCUUCCGAGUGAACGGCCUCGGAGGGGGACAUAACUUUCAUACUUCGGAAUCUGAUCUCACUCGAUUAAUCUCCGCUGCCACUUCCACAACUAGUUCUCCAAUCAUGGACUUAGAUUUCUCACUUGAUCCUGCGGAUUUCGACACUAAUUUCCCACUUGACUCUCCAGGCUUUUUCUAUUAACAGUUAACACCACUAAGUAACAGCAACAGGAAUUUUGCUUAUUAGCAUUUGUAACAAAAAGUCAUUUUCAUUUUUCCUCCACCCUUUGCUCUAAUUGCAAUUGUGGUUUUUCUUUCUUUCCUACCUUUUCUUGGUUUUGUUGAAAGAGUGUACGCAACCUGUGGAUCAUGGAAAAAAAAAAAACAGUUGAAUAA